CGAACUGUCAGCUUCUUCAGCUGCAAAAUAUGAACCCACAAAAUAUUGGUCACGGAUGGCCCAAAAAUUAUAACAAUGAUGCACUGGUACCAAUGGAACGAACUGUCUACUUAUAUCCAUUAAGUAACUACACUUUUGGUACAAAAGAAGCUUUGUAUGAAAAAGAUAGUUCAGUUCAAGCUCGUUUUCAAAGAAUGCGUGAUGAGUUUGAUACUUUAGGCAUGCGUCGCAAUGUCGAGGGUUGUUUAAUUGUCCAUGAGCAUGGUUUACCUCAUAUUUUACUUUUGCAAUUAGGAACUACAUUUUUUAAGCUUCCUGGAGGAGAGCUCAUGGCUGGUGAAGAUGAAAGCGAGGGUUUAAAGCGUUCUAUGAGUGAAAUGCUAGGAAAACCUGAUGGGACUGAUCCAAUUGCAUGGCAAUGUGAAGAUGUUUUGUCAAAUUGGUGGAGACCAAAUUUUGAAACUCCAAUUUACCCUUAUAUUCCUGCUCAUAUUACAAAACCUAAAGAACAGAAAAGAAUUUUUUUAACACAACUCCCAGAAAAAGCAACAUUUAAUGUUCCGAGAAAUUACAAGCUAGUUGCUGCACCACUUUUUGAGCUUUUUGACAACCCACAGGGCUAUGGCCCAGUGAUUUCUACCUUGCCAUGUUUAUUGAGUAAAUAUAAUUUCAUAUAUAUGUGAAAUUAUAAUAGUUGAGGUUUCUUAAUUGCAAACCAAGAAGCAAAAUUAGGUACAACCUUUAAAGGAAUAUAACAUUUGAGAACUUCAAGUCUAAAAGUGGAAUAAUUACUCAAAAAUUGUAUUUUAUAUCUUUUAUUGAAAGAAGAGAUUUAAUAUUAUUUUA
Messenger RNA from Hydra vulgaris (swiftwater hydra), 846 nucleotides. RefSeq names its product cleavage and polyadenylation specificity factor subunit 5. The record is from RefSeq and is a predicted model, not a curated record. Gene Ontology annotation, molecular function: mRNA 3'-UTR AU-rich region binding. Gene Ontology annotation, cellular component: mRNA cleavage factor complex. NCBI's taxonomy places the organism in Eukaryota, Metazoa, Cnidaria, Hydrozoa, Anthoathecata, Hydridae.